Molecule: messenger RNA, 497 nt
Organism: Candidula unifasciata
Lineage: Eukaryota; Metazoa; Mollusca; Gastropoda; Stylommatophora; Geomitridae
Source: the annotation of a GenBank genome assembly
CAAGCCACAUCUGAUGGUCUCAACAUCAACGUGAAGGAGUUCAUGGACACCUGGGUCAUCCAAAGGAACUUCCCAGUCGUCACAGUGUCACAUGACUUGUACAACAGCAGCAUUCUACACCUCACACAAGAACGAUUCCUCAAGUUUCCUAAAACAAAACACCAAGACAGAAGCCAAUCGCCUUUCAACUAUCAAUGGACGAUUCCCCUGACACUGGCUUCCAGCAACCACGCAAUAUUUAAUCAGACGAGCGGUCACCAUGUCUACUGGAUGGACAAGGAGGAACAAACAAAAACGCUCCAUGUGAGCAUCCCAUUACCCGACUAUUCAGAUUCCAAUGGCUGGGUCCUGGUGAAUCUCCACCAGUAUGGCUACUAUCGAGUCAACUACCAAGCCAGUAACUGGCUGGCCCUGAGUCAACAGUUGAAGAGAGACCAUUCAGUGAUUCCUGUAAUUAACAGAGCACAAAUAAUAGAUGAUGUGUGGAGUCUAGCUAA